Molecule: messenger RNA, 570 nt
Organism: Funneliformis mosseae
Lineage: Eukaryota; Fungi; Glomeromycota; Glomeromycetes; Glomerales; Glomeraceae
Source: the annotation of a GenBank genome assembly
AUGGUAGCAGGCGUUUACGAUAUACAGGAAAUUACUCCUUCCUUGCUAAAUGAACUCCUAAACGAACUUGGUGAUUAUAACAGAAAAGUAGCUAUUACUAUCAAAAACCUUUCGUCUCCAAUGAUUUUUGAGAAACCUGAAGUACACAUUGAAUAUGGAACAUCUGAUUUUCAGCUUCCCUCUGAUCAACUUUCAAAAGAUAAAGGUUUGGUCUGGGGAGCUCGUAAGAUUUCUGGCGUGUUUGGAGGAACUGUAGGGGUUAUUGCGUACCAUUUCCAAGAUCGUAACGAAUCCUUGGUUUUUAUGUGGAGUGUCCCAUUAAAUUACAUCUUUUACUCAAAUUGGUGGAAUAUUAAAGUAUAUAAUGGUCAUGUUAAAGCUAAUAGAGCAUUAUUUGAAAAGAUAUACAAUGACCUCCCUCAUAAGGGAGACGGUAAGAUGUACCGCGGUGUUCUAAGUACCGAUUUGUUAUUCAAGGGUACGAUGAGAAACUCUGGAAUAACUACUAUUGUAAUUGAGGUCCAAAAUUAUAGAACAACUCCUCCUGUUAGAGAAAUUAAGCGAUAUUAG